This is a messenger RNA of Penicillium verhagenii, 1182 nucleotides long. RefSeq names its product zinc-binding alcohol dehydrogenase family protein. Bases 1 to 1182 code for a protein of 393 amino acids. Gene Ontology annotation, molecular function: oxidoreductase activity, acting on NAD(P)H. The transcript has a single exon. The record is from RefSeq and is a predicted model, not a curated record. NCBI's taxonomy places the organism in Eukaryota, Fungi, Ascomycota, Eurotiomycetes, Eurotiales, Aspergillaceae.
AUGGCCACCCACCUCGCUGCCGUCUUUGUAGCCGAAGGCCAGCCCUUUGAGCUUCAGACGCGUCCCACCCCAAAGCCAGGACCGGACGAGCUCCUCGUCGCUGUCAAAACCAUAGCUUUGAACCCUGCAGACAUCCAGAUACGCGGCAAGGGUCUCUUCAUAUCGAAAUACCCAACAGUCAUCGGCUUUGAAAUGUCAGGCUUGGUCCUCGAGGUCGGUGACAACGUCCCCACCGGCACCUCCGGCAACGAUGGAACCCAAUCAUUUCAGCCGGGCACCCGCGUCGUCGCCUACUCUGGCUCUUUCUGGAAGUCAUGGGGGCCAGACUAUGGAACGUUCCAGGAGCGUUGCCUCGUUCCAUGGCAACAUGCUGUACGCCUUCCGGGCGAGGGCAUUUCUUGGAACCACGCAGCAACCUUGCCUGUCGCCAUCGAGGUACCCCUCAACGCGUGGGAUGUUAUGGGCAUCCCACGAGUGGGAGAAUCCUCCCCUCGUGGCCUAGUCUCUGCUGGCUCGACCGGCACCAACGCCGAUGGGAACGAAAUUAAGCAAAUCAGCAAGAUGGAGAAGAAAGAGGCUCUCCUCAUCUGGGGAGCCUCUUCAAGCGUCGGCACCAUGGGUGUACAGACAGCCCGACUGUUGCGGGAAGACCCCGACUCUUCUUUUGCGGCAGUGUACGCUACGGCCGGAUCGGCGAAUAAAAGUUAUGUGGAGUCACUGGGCGCAGACCGGGUGUUCGAUUAUAAAGACCCGCAGGUUGUUGACGCGAUUGUUUCGGCUGCCAAGGAGGACGAAUUGGUGAUCAAGCAUUGCUUCCUUGCUAAUGGGGAGCUGGCGCUAUGCCAGGCCGUACUCAAAGCAUUUGUUGGAAAGAAUGAAGAAGAGUCCAUGGAGACAACGGUGGCAAAGAUCGGGUCAGCGCCCGUGGUUCCUUUGGAUGCAGAGGUUAUUAGCGGGAUAGAGACCAUGUUUGUGCUGCCGUCGAUGGUGGAGAAGGAGAGGCUGAAGCAGUUCCAAUAUUGGAUCGGGAAGUGUCUGGGAGAGAAUCUGGUCAAAGGAGCUAUAAAGCCAAGUCCAGAGCCGACCUUGAUAGGAAAGGGCCUGGAGGCAAUUAACGCUGGGUUGGACCGACUAAUCCAGGGAGUGAGCUGCACGAAGUUGAUUGUUGAGGUUGCGGAGUGA